AUGGCAAGUAGAGAUGCUAGCAUGAAACAGAUCUGUACAUAUCAUGAUGUGGUCGAGUACCUGAACAUCUCCUCCAAGAAGGAACUCCUUUUAUAUUCUAUACCAAAGAAGAAUUGGGAAGAGACUUUGGAAGUUGGCCUUGAUUUCACUCUCAUCUCCAUUCUUUCGGUGGUCUGGAAAAAUGAAUUUAUCAGCUGGAACCCUUUGGACUUCUGUAACAUUACCAGUAUCACUCUUCCUGUGAACCUUUUUUGGACUCCUCACAUUUUCAUAGAUGAACAGGCAGAUGAAGAUAAGUACAUGGUUAGCCAUUUUAUUGGUGUAUCCUUUGAUGGCUCCAUUUCUUUAUUUCAAGCACAUCAGCUCACAUCUGCCUGCAACUUGGAUAUCCACCCAUUUCCUUUUGAUGAGCAAAAGUGCAACUUAACUAUAGUGCCAACAUUACAUGAAGAAAAUGAAGUGAAGAUGAAAAGCGUUAAAACUUCCCAAAAGACAAACCAAGACAGUCGCCGCCAUUAUUUAGCCGGUGGAGAGUGGAAGUUUGAGAAUGUGAGGAUCACUGAGGAAGCUCAAAUUUAUGGCGUCUCCAAAUACAGUUCAGUCAUCUAUGAGAUUGCUAUGAAGAGGAGAUCCAUUCUACAUGAAUUAAUUGUGAUUCUGCCAAUAUUUGUUCUCUUUUUGCUGGAUAUGGCUAUUUCUUGCGCUUUUUGCUCUCCUACAGAAAAGAUUGCCUUCAAAGUGACCCUGAUCUUGCAGGUUUCAUUUUUGUCUACGAUGCUUAUUGACAAGCUACCACCAACAUCAGAUUAUCCACCAGUAAUAGCAAUAUUUUUUACUGGAAUCUUCGCAUUUAUGGUCCUUGGCAUCCUAGAGAAUGCCUGCAUGGAAUAUUUCAAGGAGCAGAAUUCAAAGUUCCCAUCGUUCAAGACCAAGAACUUUAUAAGAAAAUUCUUGCGAAAGGAAAAAAUAAAAGCAGAGGACUCUGUCACGGAUGUAGGAGAAGAGAUAGUCAUGGAGAACAAACCAACAAGGGAGUUUCCUUUGGUGGAAAAUGACAACACAGACAGCCUUGUGUUUCUGAAACAGCUGAGCCUGGAGCUGCAACAGAUCAAGAAGCACCUGGCUCUGGAAGAAGGCAAGGAGGUUUCUGGCCCUGCCAUACAGGACAAAUAUGUCCAUUUGGGGAAGUGCCUUUGUUAUAUCCGCUUGAUCUUAUCCCUUGGUUUUAUAGCCUUCAUUGUGGUGCAGUGGACAAGCUGA
Protobothrops mucrosquamatus (brown spotted pit viper) is the source of this 1260-nucleotide messenger RNA. Its product is annotated as 5-hydroxytryptamine receptor 3A. Gene Ontology annotation, cellular component: neuron projection; membrane; synapse. Gene Ontology annotation, biological process: monoatomic ion transmembrane transport; nervous system process; regulation of membrane potential. Gene Ontology annotation, molecular function: transmembrane signaling receptor activity; extracellular ligand-gated monoatomic ion channel activity; neurotransmitter receptor activity. The transcript has 8 exons. NCBI's taxonomy places the organism in Eukaryota, Metazoa, Chordata, Lepidosauria, Squamata, Viperidae. The coding region runs from base 1 to 1260 and encodes 419 amino acids. The record is from RefSeq and is a predicted model, not a curated record.